This is a messenger RNA of Paramecium pentaurelia, 1190 nucleotides long. The record is from the annotation of a GenBank genome assembly. NCBI's taxonomy places the organism in Eukaryota, Ciliophora, Oligohymenophorea, Peniculida, Parameciidae.
AUGGAAGGUUAUAAUAUUGAAUUAGUGAAAUCUAAAUAAUUCUAAGAUCUUGAUAUUGAUGCAUGGAGAAUGAACACUUUAAUAUUAGAUCUUAAAAGAUAAUUACUUGUUCUUGGAUGCACAAAUAAUUUACUAUUUUUUUCAAUCACAGGACUAAAAUUAAAAUAACUAAAACCUAUAUUUAUUGAGUAAAAUGAUAUGAUCAAUUAAAUAAAAUAAUAUGAUCAUCUCCUAUUUGCCAUUACUAUGAAUUCAUACAUAUAUAUUUAUGAUCUAGAUAAUAUUUUAAUCAAACCAAUUAAAUUGUAAGGUCUCUAUGAAGUAACAUAUUAUUUUAAUUACAGAAAAUUUAAGAUUGUUCCAUUUGGAGCAUAGAUAUAUGCCAUUAAUAUUUGGCUGUAGGUUCAAAUUCUCAUAUUAUCUCAUUGUGGUCUAGAAAACUACUCAAUUUUGAUAAACCUGAUCAUAAAUAUUGGGAUGAUCGUGAAAUCAGAGUCAAAUUCAAUAAGUAAGAUUUAAUGAGAACAGAUAUUGAAUUUCCAAUUAGAUAUGUAUAAUAUAUUUAAAAUAUUUCGUUAGAGUAUUUAAAACCAUAAACACAAUAUACCAUGUGUUUCAUUUUCCCCUUGCUGUUAAUUCUUAGCUUCUGGAAGUAUUGAUGGAGGUUUAAGAAUAUAUUUAGUAGAAAAUGGAACACAAUUAUAUUCAAUUAUCUUUUCAGAAUGGGUUUGGUGUAUUUCUUGGAUUUAAUUAAAUGAUUAAACUAAAAUCAUUUUUAAUUCUGAAAUUGAUUAAUUAUCCUAAUAUAAUAUAGUUGCAGGAUUUAAAGAUUCAAUUAAACUAUGUUAAAUUAUAAAUCAAGAACUUAAAGUAGUAGAGGAUGAUUUCUAUAAAAAUUCUUCUUCUUUAGGACAAAGAUUUUAGAGGCUUUAAUAUAUAUAAGAUUUGAAUCUAAUUUUAGCAUGUAUAAUUUUAAAUGAUUUAUUAUAGUCCCAUAACAUGAUAAACAAUUUUGUUUAAUAGAAUCAUAUAAUUUAGAUAGAAUUAUUAAAAAUCAAGAUCUUACUAUUAAAUUACCUGCAGAAAAUUUAAUCUCAGCAGAUAUUUAAUAAAUAAAGGAUAGUUAUGAAGCUAUUAUAGCAGUUUUAACUUGGUAAAAAAAUAUUAAACUUUAUAAACUUAAAGUAUGA